AUGGCUAGCUCGUGUGCCGUACAGGUGAAGCUGGAGCUGGGGCACCGCGCCCAGGUGAGGAAAAAACCGACCGUGGAGGGCUUCACCCACGACUGGAUGGUGUUCGUGCGCGGUCCGGAGCACAGUAACAUACAGCACUUUGUGGAGAAAGUCGUCUUCCACUUGCACGAAAGCUUCCCUAGGCCAAAAAGAGUGUGCAAAGAUCCACCUUACAAAGUAGAAGAAUCUGGGUAUGCUGGUUUCAUUUUGCCAAUUGAGGUUUAUUUUAAAAACAAGGAAGAACCUAGGAAAGUUCGCUUUGAUUAUGAUUUAUUCCUGCAUCUUGAAGGCCAUCCACCAGUAAAUCACCUCCGCUGUGAAAAGUUAACUUUCAACAACCCCACAGAGGACUUUAGGAGAAAGUUGCUGAAGGCAGGAGGGGACCCUAACAGGAGCAUUCAUACCAGCAGCAGCAGCAGCAGCAGCAGCAGUAGCAGCAUUGUUUUCAAAAGUUACCAGCUGGUCAACUCUGACCAGCAGGUAUCUGAAACACAACAGACUGGGGCACAACCUAUUCUAAGUAAGUAUCUUUUGCAGUCUGAACAACCCAGUCCUGCCAGCUCCAGCUCCAGCUCCAGCUCCAGCUUCACGCCAUCCCAGACCAGGCAACAAGGUCCUUUAAGGUCUAUAAUGAAAGAUCUGCAUUCCGAUGACAAUGAAGAGGAAUCAGAUGAGGCUGAGGAUAAUGACAAUGACUCUGAAAUGGAGAGACCUGUAAAUAGAGGAGGCAGUCGGAGUCGCAGAGUCAGCUUAAGCGACGGCAGUGACAGUGAAAGCAGUUCUGCUUCUUCGCCCCUACACCACGAACCUCCACCGCCCUUAUUAAAAACCAACAAUAACCAGAUUCUUGAAGUGAAAAGUCCAAUAAAGCAGAGCAAAUCAGAUAAGCAAAUAAAGAAUGGUGAAUGUGACAAGGCAUACCUAGAUGAACUGGUAGAGCUGCACAGAAGGUUAAUGACACUGAGGGAAAGACACAUUCUGCAGCAGAUCGUGAACCUUAUAGAAGAAACUGGACACUUUCAUAUCACAAACACAACAUUUGAUUUUGAUCUUUGCUCGCUGGACAAAACCACAGUUCGUAAACUACAGAGUUACCUGGAAACAUCUGGAACAUCCUGAGGAUACAACAACUGGAUGCAUCA
This is a messenger RNA of Otolemur garnettii (small-eared galago), 1181 nucleotides long. It is a transcript of the gene MLLT3, whose product is annotated as MLLT3, super elongation complex subunit. Lineage: Eukaryota; Metazoa; Chordata; Mammalia; Primates; Galagidae. The record is from RefSeq and is a predicted model, not a curated record. The coding region runs from base 1 to 1158 and encodes 385 amino acids. Gene Ontology annotation, cellular component: super elongation complex. Gene Ontology annotation, biological process: regulation of DNA-templated transcription. The transcript has 12 exons.